GCACAGCGAUUUCCAGAGGUUGAGGCGGCACAGCAACCAGCUGUUGACUAAAUGAUAUCUUUAUAGAAAUAAAAGCGUUUUGCAUUUUUGCAAGCAUUCGUUAUAGUAGACUAGAUAAAACAACGCCGUAAUACUGGAUAAGAAAACUUUACUCUAGUAUUGCUGCGUCAUGCUUUUCAAACCUGGCCCGGCGCUAAACAUUGAAAUCGCUAUACGUAAGAGGACAAAAGUUUUAGAACAUCACAACUGGAGCUUAAACUAAACCCAGAGAUGAAUUUAGGUGUUCCAGCAAGUGCCUUGUUUCGAGCUUGCGACGAAGGAGACUACGAAACUGCUCGAGGGAUUCUUGAUCCUGGGACCAAGGAGUCCGGGAGGCAAAGUAGACUGCGGUCAGAAGCGGGGUCGGAAUGCCAUGUAGGGGACAUCACCCGGGGGCUCUCGUUGGUGCCCGUGGAUUGUACAGACGAAGAGGGCAACACGGCGUUACAGUUCGCCUCUGCGAGUGGACAUGAGAACCUGGUCCGGUUUCUACUGCGAAAGGGGGCUUCGGUUGACAGCCGUAACAACUAUGGCUGGACGCCUCUCAUGCAGGCUACAAGGUUUGGCCACCUAAAUGUGGCCCAUAUUCUGCUGGAGAACGGGGCCGAAAUCAAUGGCAGGAACCGGAUGGGGGCCAGCGUUUUGACCAUGGCUGCCAGGGGUGGCCACACCCACGUGGCUAAGCUCCUCCUGGAGAGCGGCGCCUUUGUCGACGACUAUGACCACCUGGCGCUGGCAGAGGGCGUUGCCAAUGGCAACAAUAACAACAGCGCUGCCGGCUUAGGCGGCGGUGAGGUCGGAAGGGAGUUCAUGGACAUCACGGCGCUCCUCGCCGCCGCCCAGCACGGCCACGAGGCGGCUGUUCGCCUUCUCCUGGAGUGGGGAGCGGAGGUGAAUUUUUCACAGAAGACCACGGGCUGGGGUGCCCUCAUGCUGGCCACGCUGACCGGGAAGGUGGCCGUCGUCCAGCAGCUGGUGGAGCGUGGGGCGGACCCGGACCACGUCAACGUGCUGGCCAAGACGGCCUUCGAGCUGUCGCUGCAGCUCAGGCAGCGGGAUGUGAAGUCGUACCUGGACUCCAUCACCACCGUGCGUCCACAGCCAGAUGAUGAGAAGAGGAGACCUGAUGUCUUCAGUGCCUUGAAAUUAGGGAACUCCCAGCUGGUGAAUGAGAUCCUGGAGGUGGACCCAUCCCAGGUGAACAUGGCCAACCCGGACGGAGCGUCUCCCCUGAUGAUAGCAGCCGUCAGUGGGCAGCUGGAGGUGGUGCAGCUGUUAGUGGAGAAGAGUGCCGACGUGGACAAACAAGAUGGAGUACACGGCUGGACGGCCCUCAUGCAGGCCACCUACCAUGGGAAUAAAGAGGUGGUUAAGUAUCUGCUCAGUCAGGGUGCCGACGUCAACCUCCGAGCCAAGAAUGGAUACACCGCCUUUGACCUGGUCAUGCUGCUGAAUGACCCAGACACUGAACUGGUGAGGCUGCUGGCGUCUGUCUGUAUGCAGGUGGACAAAGACAAGGGCAAACACCGGGGGAGGAUUCCCCUCACCCGCUCCAAGAGCAGACAGUCUCUGAACAAUGUCCCUGUGCCUCCCGAUGACAAAGGAGGACUGAAGUCCUGGUGGAACAGGAUGUCCAACCGGUUCCGAAGGCUUAAGCUGACUCACACUCUGCGGCAUGGACUCUCCUCCAAUCGCCUGGCCCCGUUUCCUACCGACCCAGAGGCCUCUCUCGACGCCACCAUGAAGGCCGAGAGGAAGAGCGCCCCCCCCAGUGGGACCGUGACGCCAACUGCAGCCCCGGGGAAUAUGGACAUCAGCACGGCCUGGACUGCCAAGAGCAAAGACGGUGGUCUCGGCAGAGCGGGCACGGAGAAGGAUGAAUUCCUGAUAGCCACAAUGCUGAGAAACGGGGCGCCCCUGACCCGUCUGCCCAUUGACAAGCUGAAGGCGGUGAUCCCCCCCUUUCUGCCCCCAUCCAACUUUGAGCCGUGGAACUCGGACCGCUCGCGGGUCAUCAAGGAGGGGAAGAUCGAAGCGCCCCGUCUCCCCAUGCCACAGAGGCACGGCAAGCCCAGCUUCAACAGCAGUGGCAACUCUGACAUUACCUCUAUCAGCCGAGUGGUGAGCCGGUCCAUCAAGUUUUCUAGCCUCCCCAAGGGCCCCUCGUCCACCUCCCCCUCUAACUCCGGCAACUACCACUCUCCCCACUCCUCCGGGGGAUCCAAUGGGGUGGCGGGGCUCAACCGCCACGGGCCAGACUCGCAAAACCGCUCAGGGGGCAGUGCCGACAGCGUCCUGUCUCAAAUAGCUGCCCAGAGGAAAAGAGCUGCGGGUCUGCUGGAUCCCAAGGUCCAAACAGCGGAGGCGCCGAUCCCCACUGCUGCGUCUCUUCCCGCCCCCGCCGUGCCCGACAUCAGCCUCCCAGACAUCCACAGCACCCCCAGUCUGGUGGCGAGCGACGUGCAUUCCAGACGGGUCAGCCGUAAUAUAGAUAAAUGCAAAAACACAACAUGUUGCAAGCUUCGUUGCGGGCACACGCACACUUGUGACUUUGUCUGUGUUGUUAACCCAGAACGCAAUCUAUUUUCCCUGCAGAAAAUGGACCUGAAGAAGAGACCCCAGUCCGGGAACUCGUCCACCUCCAAAAGCACCUCCCCCACCCUGACACCGUCUCCGUCCCCCACCCCCAAGCCUCCCCCUGGGGAUUCCCUGUCCUCGGCCUCCUCCCAUCCACGAUCCAAGAGCAGCGGCGGCUCCAGCAGCGGCACCAUCACAGACGAGGAUGAGCUCUCCAGCAUCCUGAAGAAACUCUCGUUGGAGAAAUACCAGCCCAUAUUCGAAGAGCAAGAGGUGGAUAUGGAGGCCUUUCUUACUCUGACUGACCGAGAUUUAAAGGAACUUGGGAUCAAGACAGAUGGGCCGAGACAACAAAUUCUGGCAGCCAUUUCUGAACUCAAUGCUGGGAAGGGGAGAGAGAGGCAGAUUUUGCAGGAGACCAUCCACAACUUCCAGUCGUCCUUCGGCAGCAGUGCCAGUAACCCGAGACCACCAGGUCAUCCACGCUCCCCUACAGGCUGGGCCCGACACCAGAUCCGCACCCCCAACAAGAGGUAACAGGCCCCGCUCUUCCCUGGAGAACUGAAACAAAGCAGAAGGUUGAAGUUGAACCUACAACCCAGGUGUGAGGAGACUCUGCUGGAUGCCAGCGUUCCAGAGCACAGGCCAGUGUGGGAGGACGCAGCAGCACAGACACCCCGGAGGGACCCCCCAGGUGCCGCCGCAACCGAAGUUCUGGGGCCUGGGUGUGCUCUGCCCCCCCUUGCAGCUUAACGACAGAGCACGUGACGUGCAGCAUGCUUUAUCGCCAUGGCAAUGCUGUCAUUGCAACUGCUGACAGAGGCGACUUGCAGUAGAGGGAGUGGAUGGAUUCUGAGAGAUAAAAUACCUAGUCAGGAAUGAAUGGAUGUGGGAGAGGAAAGGAUGGAAGCCUUCUCGCUGAGAUGGAGACUGAUACGCAAUACACACAUUAAGUCUAGUCUGGCACCUAGAAGUACAUCCAAUAGGUUUGUGUCAAGAUUGUUAUGCACUGAUUUGGUUUAUUGGAAUGAUGAGGGAGCUUUUUUUUGUAGAAUUUUGACAAUUUCUCUUUUAUGUUUUUAUAAUAUGGUUUUUCUCUAAUAUACACUCACCUAAAGGAUUAUUAGGAACACCAUACUAA
This is a messenger RNA of Esox lucius (northern pike), 3757 nucleotides long. Its product is annotated as ankyrin repeat and SAM domain-containing protein 6. Gene Ontology annotation, molecular function: protein binding. The record is from RefSeq and is a predicted model, not a curated record. The coding region runs from base 271 to 3153 and encodes 960 amino acids. Lineage: Eukaryota; Metazoa; Chordata; Actinopteri; Esociformes; Esocidae. The transcript has 15 exons. Gene Ontology annotation, biological process: innate immune response. Gene Ontology annotation, cellular component: cytoplasm.